CACCAUCCGCCAUAUUGGAACGAAGUGACUUCAUGAACAAAAAUAAAACAACGAACUACGUUUCUAAAAAUAAGAAAAACUUAUUAUGAGGUAACAAAACCAGCUCCAAGAAAGACCAAUACACUCUAAUAACUGUGCCGAUGCCAUGAGUAGUGCAAGACCAACGAAAGAAGGUCACCUAAGAAAAUACAGAAACAUAUUUCUUGGUUGGGCAAAACGAUAUUUUCGAUUGGAAAGAAGCUAUUUGCAUUACUUUGAAGCACCAUAUGCUCCAGAACCUCUAGGUAGCAUAACAAGGGGAGAUAUUGCUGAUGUCAAUGAAUGUAACCAGUUUCAAGGCAAAACCAAUGUUUUUGAAUUGCACACUAAAUCUGGGGUGGUAUGGUUUCUGCAAGCAGACUCAUCUGAAGAAAUGUACUCUUGGAUGAAAGUGUUAGUACCUACAAAAGAUUUACCAUCUUCUCAAGAUCAGGUUUCACCAAGUGGCUUUGUAGUAGUUUCUGAUAAUUCACCACAGCCAACCCAAAUCCUCCAGUAUCCAGGAGGAUCACCACAAUGGCAAGGACUGCCAGGACCAUACAACCCACCACCAAUGCAGCCUGGACAAGUGGGACCCCAGUUUGACCCUCGUAUGUUUGCCACAGGGGGGCCGUUAUAUGAUCCACGAGUACAUGGACAAGUACCCUAUACCCCACCACCACCAUACACAGAAGAAACUCAACCAGCACAACCAUUACCAAGUAAAACAGGGUUAAAUUAAAUUAAAUAAAAACAUAUUGUCAUAUAAUUUUGUAAUUCCUUAGACCCUUUUUGAAUUUCAAAAUACAGCAGAGUUCUUUGGAAGUGCAUAUAURCAAGGUCCACUGCUAGUCCACCCUUUUUUUGUCAGUGUUUGAUCUUUGCUUUAGUGUAAUAAUUUGGCCAUGCAGGAAUUAGUAGCUAGUCUAUUAUAUCUGCAGAGGUGUGCACUAGGGAGUGAAGCACACAYACACAAAAGAGGGACUCUACUUUUGUUUUGUCCCUUGCCCCUCAAUGCCUGGGGUAUGGGAAAUAGAGUUGUGGAUUAGGAUUAUACAAAUGCAUUCCACUGGAAUUUUUGCUACAGAUUUGGAAUAUCAUUGAUCUUUUUACUGUACACCCUAGCCUGCGUGCAGCCAACCUCUCACUGACUCUAACUGAAGAGAGAAAAGUCUGGCUGCACGCUGGCUUUUGUGGGAAUUUCUACAAGGGGUAUGUUGAUAAACUAGAAAUAUGAGACCUAAUCCUACAUGGACAUAGGAAAGAGCACAAAGCUAGGGUAUCUCAAUUAAUAUAAAAAUAUAACAAAUUGUAUCAAAAUCGUCAGAGAAACACAGCAUAUGCUACCUGUGCUUUUGCUAACAUCUUAGUGAGUGAGUGAGCGAGAGACUGACAUUUUUGCAAAUUCAGGCCCCUUGAAAUAACUCAUUUCUACAUUUUGGAUAUCCACAAGUUAUGAAAGGAAUAAAGCUUUUGCACCAUCACA
Messenger RNA from Actinia tenebrosa (Australian red waratah sea anemone), 1504 nucleotides. Its product is annotated as dual adapter for phosphotyrosine and 3-phosphotyrosine and 3-phosphoinositide. NCBI's taxonomy places the organism in Eukaryota, Metazoa, Cnidaria, Anthozoa, Actiniaria, Actiniidae. The record is from RefSeq and is a predicted model, not a curated record.